GGCCAAUGCACCUGAUAUAAGUGAAGGCCGUCUUCCUUUGACAAUUGCCGCCACGCCUGCGGUCAUCCUGCAAAUUACUACAGAUUUACCUCUUGUCUUUUUGCAGCUUUGCAGGUCUCGCUGCUCUCGCCAUGGGCUACUACGGCGGCCUGGGCCCGAUGACCAAUGGGGUCCAUUGGGCAGAGACCAUUAUCAUUGCUAUCUUUGUGGCACUCAGACUGUAUACACGACAGCACAUAUUAAAUGCUGUGGGUGUUGAUGACUAUCUAUGUUGUCUGGCACUGGUCCUUCAUAUCCUGUACACCAUCUUCGUCAGCAUUGCCAGCCACUACGGCCUGGGAAGACUGGCGGCUGAUGUCGGCGAUAUGACUGUAUACUUCGAGGCCGUCAAGUAUGAAUUAUUCAGCCAGGUCGCUGGGAUUAUGGUCAUCGGGGUGGGCAAACUGGCUGUUGGAACAUUCUUGCUGCGGAUCAUACGCAACAAGGUGCAAAUCGCCUUCAUCCACGUCUGCCUUUUUAUCACCGUCGUCAUCACUUUGUUCGCCAGCAUUACGGUCGUCGUGCAGUGCUCGCCGGUCGAGAAGAGCUGGAACCCAACCGUCAAGGGGCAUUGUUGGAUCAACUUCUCCAAUGUUGGAUACACUGUCGGAUCAUGGUUCGUUGUCAUGGACUUCUCAUUCGCAAUCCUCCCGUGGUUCGUUGUCUGGGACCUCAACAUGAAGCAGAAGGAGAAGAUCACCGUGGCCUGCGGUCUCAGUCUUGGAAUAUUUGCCGGUGCUUGCGGUAUUGUCCGCACUGUGGCCCUCUCGGGUCUGAACGCCUCUGAGUAUAUUUAUGAUACUGUUCCAAUGCUCAUCUGGUCCGCUACCGAAAGCUGCGCUACAAUAAUGUGCUCAUCGAUCCCUGUCUUGCGACCUCUAUACACACGCCUCCGGUACGGCAAGGAUGGCAAGGGAAGCUCCACUGGAGACUCGAGCUACAAACUCCCCAUGUAUCGCAAAGGCGGCAGCUAUGGGAGAUUUUCAAAAUCAGGAAUAGACACCUCUCUCACAGCAACCGAAACCGUCUACCCAAAGACCCUGAUCACUCCAGGGACCAAGAAUGGAAGCAAGGAGGAUAUCCUUAGCGGUGCUGCUGGUAUCGAGAGGACAGAUGAGAUUUCGGUCAGCUAUGAGCAGUUCCAAGGGAAGGCGUAAAGCACUGGUUAUAUAGUCAGUGGAUGGAUUCAUUUACACUUUGUUAUUCUCUUCAUUGUCGUUUUUAUUUUUGAUUUGGGCUUAUACCUACGGAUGUGGAAACUAUCUUCUGCUGUCAUUAUACUUAAUUUGUCUAUGUUCAUCAAAGCACUGCCGUGGAUUUGAAUAUUUAUUUGACCCCAUUCUCGUCUUCAUUGUCAGACUAAAUGUACUUGCUUGGUUGCUACGAGACAACACACUCCAAAACAACCGUCAUACAGCCAAUCUACUUGACAAAGAUGUAGG
Aspergillus versicolor CBS 583.65 is the source of this 1481-nucleotide messenger RNA. RefSeq lists its product as uncharacterized. The record is from RefSeq and is a predicted model, not a curated record. Bases 132 to 1196 code for a protein of 354 amino acids. The transcript has 5 exons. NCBI's taxonomy places the organism in Eukaryota, Fungi, Ascomycota, Eurotiomycetes, Eurotiales, Aspergillaceae.